Molecule: messenger RNA, 890 nt
Organism: Physeter macrocephalus (sperm whale)
Lineage: Eukaryota; Metazoa; Chordata; Mammalia; Artiodactyla; Physeteridae
Product: 28S ribosomal protein S10, mitochondrial-like
Exons: 1
Biological process (GO): translation
Cellular component (GO): mitochondrial small ribosomal subunit; ribosome; mitochondrion
Molecular function (GO): structural constituent of ribosome
Source: RefSeq, a predicted model, not a curated record
AUGGUGGUGCGAGUGGCGUUUGGGGCCCUGGGAUGGCGUCUCUGGCAGGGUUCGAGGAAUUUUUCUGUAUGCAGUUCUAGGAGCAGUAUAGCCAAAAAUGGUGGCCUUCUCACCAAUAUGAAGUGGGUACAGUUUUCAAACCUACACGUUGAUGUUCCCAAGGAUUUGACCAAGCCAAUGAUAACCGUUUCUGAUGAACCAGACACGUUAUAUAAGCGCCUAUCAGUUUUAGUAAAAGGCCAUGAUAAGGCUGUAUUGGACAGUUAUUAAUAUUUUGUGGCACUUGCUGCUAAAGAACUUGGUAUCUCUGUUAAAGUACAUGAACCUCCAAGGAAAAUAGAGCGAUUUACUCUUCUCAAAUCAGUGCAUAUUUUCAAGAAGCACAGGGUUCAGUAUGAAAUGAGAACACUUUACAGAUGUUUAGAGUUAGAACAUCUCACUGGGAGUACAGCAGAUGUCUACUUGGAAUAUAUUCAGCUAAACUUACCUGAAGGAGUUGCCAUGGAAUUUACAAAGACAAAAUUAGAAAAGUUACCAGAACACAUCAAGAAGCCAGUCUGGGAAACAAUACCAGAGGAAGAAGAAGAAAGCAAGUCAUAAAGUCUCAGAGUGACCACUUGUGCUGGGAUGUGAAGUGAGCAUGUCAAGUGGAGGGAGUCUCCAGUGAAGACAGUUUAAAGUCACCCUGACUGCUCUCCUGAGGCCGCACGGCCUGAUCAGUAGAAAGCAGGGAUUGGAAGUUUACAAUACACCAGACUAUUGUGCAGGAACCACUUUAUCUAUUCUUUUAUACACGUCAUUGUUUCAGUUUGGAUUUUAACAAAUGUGAGCAAACCAUUUGGACCACUCUGUACCAAAACAGUCAAAUUCAUAUUUUGUUAUUCCACUGU